Lachancea mirantina is the source of this 924-nucleotide messenger RNA. The record is from the annotation of a GenBank genome assembly. NCBI's taxonomy places the organism in Eukaryota, Fungi, Ascomycota, Saccharomycetes, Saccharomycetales, Saccharomycetaceae.
AUGGUACCAAUUCUAGCAUCUCCAGAGCGAAUCAACGGCUGUAGUGGUGAAGAAAACGGCAGUUGGAAAUUUUGUACAACGCCUCGCACCCAAUUGAUAAUAAACACGGACAGAUGUACACCUCCGCUAAGAUACCGAUCGAAAAUGAGAACUAGACCUCCAUACGAAGGUGCCGAUACGCAGGAAUCGCCCUGCAAGCCCUCCAACGUGCAAUGGCAUCGCAACAUCCUACCCAGUCCCGAAUGGACUUCUGACGAAGACACUUGCAGCGACCUAAGCAUGGGAGAUGCGUCUGGCGAUGGCAGCUUGACGAGUCCCUUGAGCGAUUGCGGCGCUGAUUCGGAUAACAAAGUAUGCAGCAAAGGUGGAAAUAAACUACCAUUCGUGGCCCUUCCACCGCCAUUGAUUGGGGAUCUGGCUCUAAGGCCUCUUCAAAAUGUGCCUGCAUUGGGCUCACCUACAAUUCUGCGCAAAAGCUCCAUCUUGAGAAACAAACGACAGUGUAUCAGGGCUCGCAAGCAGCAUUUUCAAUUGCGUUCCAUACUCAAGAAACCCACCAGUGAUGCUGCGCUCAAUUUGAUUGUCUCGUCGGCGAGCGGGUCUAUCGUGGAUGCGACCCUGUAUGCCACCGAAAUGAACGCUGCAGGAAGCCAAGUACCACUACCAUCGUUUGUAUGGGAGAAAGUUACGAUCCCAGUCGAUUUGAAAGUCAGGGAAGAAUCCAAACUGAAACGCGCCAGACACUGUGUUUACUACGAUGACAGCGAUGAUCUUAACGAUUUGGUUCUAAGCGAAGAUGCCGCUGUCAUUCGUGCUUACGAGUUCAGAAGGGAACAAGGUGAUUUGGGGAUGGUGUCUACGCAUUCCAUGUCGGCGAUCAAAAAGAACAAGCAUUUGAGGUGGGCUUCUGACGCUUCAUUGUAA